Gopherus flavomarginatus (Mexican gopher tortoise) is the source of this 7107-nucleotide messenger RNA. RefSeq names its product MCF.2 cell line derived transforming sequence-like 2 (gene MCF2L2). NCBI's taxonomy places the organism in Eukaryota, Metazoa, Chordata, Testudines, Testudinidae. Bases 324 to 4118 code for a protein of 1264 amino acids. The record is from RefSeq and is a predicted model, not a curated record. Gene Ontology annotation, biological process: intracellular signal transduction. The transcript is spliced from 34 exons. Gene Ontology annotation, molecular function: guanyl-nucleotide exchange factor activity; protein binding. Gene Ontology annotation, cellular component: cytoplasm.
CCAUCCCCAAGCCUCCCUGGAGGCAGGUAUCUCGCUGCUGAUUUUUCUCUUUAUUCCUUGCCUCAUUCUUAAGAGGAGAGGGGAAAAAAACCCAGAAGCAAUUAACUCCGCUUUUUUAUUUUGUUACCUUUCAUGUCAAAGAACUUUUGUUAGGCGGUUAUUCCCACACAUGCAGGGUUGCAAACUGCAGGAGAUGCCCAGUGCCCAGGAGAUGUAAGGAGCCUAGAAAAAUCCCACCCUGGGAGUGGUACUUGCUUUGUGUGUGUGUAGCCUCCCACUCCAGUUGCCUUUUUUUUUUGAAUGCUGUGCAGUGCGUCUGUGAAAUGCUUUUUUGGUUAAAAGAAGAAGAGAUGUCACAUCAGGAGCUAACCCAGCGACUGGCUACAGUCAUCACUCAUGUGGAUGAAAUCAUGCAGCAGGAGAUAAGGCCGUUGGUCGCAGUGGAUAUAAUCGAGCAGCUCCACAGGCAAUUUGCCAUCCUGUCAGGAGGCAGAGGGAAGGAUGGGGCACCCAUUAUAACUUUCCCAGAGUAUGCAGGGUUCAGCGAUAUACCCAACGAGGAUUUUCUGAACGUUGUGACGUAUUUAACCAGCAUUCCCAGUCUGGAGGCUGCCAGCAUUGGAUUCAUCAUCGUUAUAGACCGACGACGGGACAAAUGGAGUGCGGUAAAGGCAUCCCUGACACGGAUAGCUGGAGCUUUUCCGGGGAACCUGCAGCUGGUCUUUGUCCUGCGGCCCUCCCGCUUUAUUCACAGGACAAUCGCUGACAUCGGCAUUAAACUCUAUCGAGAUGACUUUAAAAUGAAGGUACCGAUCAUCAUGUUAAAUUCAGUUUCUGAUCUACAUGGCUAUAUUGACAAAAGUCAGCUAACCCGGGAGUUAGGGGGAACCCUGGAGUAUGGCCACAGUCAAUGGAUACACCAUCGAACUGCCAUUGAGAACUUUGCCAUGACAGUGAAAACGACAGCACAGAUGCUACAGACCUUUGGAACGGACCUGGCGGAGACUGAGCUUCCCAACGAUGUGCAGUGCACGGAGGAACUCCUCUCCUCCCACACGGAGCACCACAACAAGCUGAAGGAUGAGCUGAAACUAGCUGUGAAGCAGGGGGCCACGCUACUGACGUGUAUUAGAGAGCCAGUCACACGGAGCUCCACUAGCAAACUCAGUGCAGACGAGCUAGAAAAUGUAGCGACGGUGGAAAGGUUAUUGGCUCAGUUGGAUGAAACAGAAAAGGCUUUUGAUCAAUUUUGGUCCAAACAUCACCUAAAACUGGAACAGUGCCUUCAGCUAAGACACUUUGAACAUGAUUUCAGAGAGGUAAAACUGGAACUGGAUAAUCUGAUGGACGCGCAAGCUGGUUUCACAGAUAUUGGAGACAGCGUGACUCGAGUGGAGCACCUCCUAAAGGAACGGAAACAACUUGAAGAGAAAGGACAGGAACCUUUGGAAAAGGCCCAGUCACUAGCUCUGCAUGGAGACCAGCUCAUCCAAAACAACCAUUAUGCAGUCGACUCCAUUAGGCCAAAAUGUGUUGAACUCAGGCGUAUCUGCGAUGACUUUACCAAUGAGACCAAGAAGAAAUAUGAUAUUUUGGGAAAGUCCCUUGAGCUGCAUAAGCAGUUAGACAAGGCCAGGCAAUGGUGUGAAACUGGAAUCUACCUCUUAGCUUCUCAAGCUGUGGACAAGUGCCAGUCACAAGAAGGAGCUGAAACUGCACUGUGUGACAUAGAGAAAUUCCUGGGAACCGCUAAGGAACACCAGGUGUCUAACCCUAAGGAAUUCUACAACCAGUUCGACAUGAUUCUAACCGCUGAAAUAAAGGCCAAUGUCCAAAAAGUUCUACAAAAACUAGAAGACGUGCAAGAAAUGUUUGACAAGAGGCAAGUGAGUUUGAAGAAGCUGGCAGCCAAGCAGACUCGGCCGGUACAACCUGUCGCCCCGCAUCCUGAAUCCUCCCCCAAGCGAGCAUCACCCAAGAGCACCAGACCAGCACCAUUAACUACCAAUAGGAGAUCAGCAGAAAUUCCCUGUCCACCAAAGUCCAUCUCUGAGGUAGAAUUAUCAAAAAAGAAAAGUAUUAAGAAGACUAAAGGCGGAAUUAAGAUUGAAGUGAUGCAUGAAGCCAGUCAAGGUGGGUCCAGCAGAGUCUUGGUGAUGAGUGAAAGCGAGGAGAAUCUUUCCACUAGGAGGAGCCACAUAAUAAAUGAACUGAUAGAAACAGAGCGGGUUUAUGUAGAAGAACUUCAAAGUAUAAUAGAGGGCUAUGCUUCAGAAAUGGACAAUCCUGACUUAAUUCAUCUGAUCCCAUCAGCUCUUCAGAACAAAAAGGAAGUUCUUUUCGGCAACCUCCCAGAAAUCUACGAAUUCCACAACAGAAUUUUCCUUAAGGAGCUGGAAAAUUGCAUUGAGAACCCUGAGCUUCUUGGUCGGUGCUUUUUAAAAAGAAAAGAGGACCUCCAAGUAUAUGAAAAAUACUGUCAGAACAAGCUAAGAUCUGAAGCCCUCUGGAGACAAUGUGGAGAUAGCCUCUUCUUUCAGGAAUGCCAGCGUAAACUGGAUCAUAAACUCUCACUAGAUGCUUAUCUCUUAAAGCCAGUCCAGAGGAUCACAAAGUACCAGUUGCUUUUGAAGGAAAUGCUGAAAUGCAGCAAGAAUUCUGAAGGCACGGCCGAAUUGGAAGAGGCGCUGGCCACAAUGCUUGAUAUCAUCAAGUCAGUGAAUGAUUCCAUGCAUCAAAUAGCCAUCACGGGAUAUGAGGGUGACGUGCAUGAGCUUGGCAAGCUGCUGAUGCAGGGCUCGUUCAACGUCUGGACUGAUCACAAGAAGGGCCAUAGCAAGGUGAAGGACUUGGCUAGGUUCAAACCGAUGCAGAGGCACCUCUUUCUCUACACAAAGAUCCUGCUCUUCUGCAAGAAACGGGAUGAAAACACGGACGGCCAUGAGAAGUCUCCUUCAUACAGCUUUAAGAAUUCUUUAAAGAUGAGUACUGUUGGCAUCACAGAAAAUGUAAAGGGCGAUAACAAGAAGUUUGAGAUCUGGUAUAAUGGCCGAGAAGAGGUCUAUAUCAUCCAGGCAUCUUCCAUCGAGUUGAAAAACAUUUGGGUUUCUGAGAUUAGAAAAGUCCUGACAGGACAACUAGAAGCAUGCAGAGAAGCAAGCCAGCUACACCAAAGAAUCACAGAGAGCGUGUACCAUGCACCAAUGAAUUCCUCCAACUCAACCAGAUAUAGCAGGAAGUCAUCAACUGCGUAUGAAAAUAAAUCUGAGCCAACAAACUGGGAAACAUCUAACGACAGGAGCAGAAACUCCAGUCCCAGCACUAGACAAAGGAGAGCUGAUGCUUCCACCAGCCUUAACCUUGAGUGCUCAGCUCUUGCUAGAAAGCGAUUCACAUUACAAGGUCUUUCCAACCGCAGAGCUCCACCUAAAGAUCCAGAAUCUAAAGAGAGAGACGUUACCCGUCGCUUUUCCCUUGCCUCCUCCAUCAGCACCACAGUCACCACAUCCGCUCUGACCAAAGGUCCUCUGAGUUCUGCAGUUAAAGUCAAGAGACAUGAAAUAAAGAGUGAUCCAACUCCCCUGGGGUUUGAAGAUGCUUUUGAGAACACCAUCUUAGCCCAGACUAAAUGUAAUGCCGGUUCCAUCACAAGACCAGUUCCCAGAUCUGCUUCACAGACAGGUUGGCCCAGCAGGCAGAUGCCAUCGCUAGACACCUUUGAGGAUUUCGAAGCCAUCCCAUCCAGCACGGAUGAACUCUCCAACUCUUCUGACAUGGAGGAAGAGGCCAAUCCUAACAAUGGGUCCAAUCUUUUACGGGUAGAAGGCAGUUAUGAAACCUGUUUCCCAGAGUCUCUCACUCUAGAGAAUGGAGAUUUAGUGCAUUUUGUACAGGAAGGAAAAAAUGGACAAUGGUUAGUAAAGAAGCUGGCUUCUGAGAAAAGCGAUUGGGCUCCUUCCAGUGUGUUACAGCCAGCAGAAGGCGAUAGCAACAGUAUCCUUAGGAAGAACAAUGCAGACGUGUACAAUGAUACAUGCAGCACGACCCUGGCAGACACUGAAAUGAAAGAAAGUGAGCUGUCCAGAAGCUUAACGGCAGAACAGAGGGCUGGGAGUUGAACUGCAGGAUAGGUUUUCCUCAGGACUCCUUCCUCUUCCUUAUUUGUUUUGGUGGAUGCUGGAUCAAGUCACCUUUCCCACAAGCUCUGAGCUUCAGAAUUCAUUCCAACCUCAUUGACAGAAAGCUGCUAGGUCCACGGCAUGAGCUGAAAAACUGAAGGAGCAUUAAAAAUUCAAACGGCAUCAAAAUCAUCUUCAGCAUUGAACAGAAAAAAAUGCUUCUUGCAUUGUUUAUUGAACCAUUUGAUAGGAUGUGGCCUAAAUUAGGUCGACAGCAGAGUGGAAAGUUACUAUGCACUCACCUUGUGGCGACAUCACUUGGACGUUGGGUUACUUCAGAAGAACAUGGUCACCAAUCACUGCUCCACCAUGGGAAUGUCCUGGAGUUUUUCUGUUCAUUUGGCUCUGCUGCUGUGCCUUCCGCUGCCUCCCUUAAUUCCACUGGACAGAAAAUUAUAUGUUCAGUCAUUUCUAACUGAUCAGGAACAGGAAACUGCAGGGUAGUGGUGGGAGAAAUACAAGUCCCGAAUCAAUGAAGCUUAGCACAGCGAUGGCUUGACUGCUUCCUCUCAGUGAAUGGCCUUCUGUUUACAAGAUCUUUGGAGGAGACAGACUGGCAACUUUUGACUAAGAGGUGGCGAUUCAGGGUUAAGCAGGAACCAAGAUGAGGCAACUACUGUAACAUUUUGAGGUCUUUUUUGCAGUAUAAACAGAUUCUUUCCCCCAGUCCGUGGUUUUUGGAUCACAUCCCUCCACAUUUGGUGCUGAUAAUUCCGUUGAAUUUCAUUUAACAUUCUACAUUUGAGUAGACUGCAUGCUGUACACUUCCUGUGUGUGCUGGACUCUGGAGUAAGUACGGUUCAUCCCCAUAUGGUAUCAGACUCUACUUAGGCAUUUGCAAAUGGGCAGGUGGGCUUUAGAAGCACUGAGGAGUAGAUAAAGGGUUAUUGUUCAAUGCUUCUUUCCAGGAUAUUUUAUUAAAGACUGUACCAAAUCUCUGCAGCAUAAGGAUAUAAUGUAGAUCUGUAAAAUUCCUACCAUUAGCUCUUUCAGAGCAGGUCUGACGGUAUUUGCAUGGAGGCAUUUUGAUGCAAAAUGGGAGUUUUAGAUGCCACAAAGCUGCUAGAACCUUAACUUUUGCAACCGUAAAUAUUGACCUAGGACAUGAAAACAGAAAAAGCCUGGCCUGGAAGAAAUUACACUAGAGACUCAAAAGUCAGUGAUUUGAUUUUGACUAAACAAGACCCUUUUUGUACUAAGAUUAGUGAUGCUCCAUGUAAGUUAACGGCUAUCAUAGCACUCAAAAGGGAGAAAAGGCCAAACCAAAAGCAAAGUACUCAUUAUGAAUUGAUAACUCAGUGGUUUGAGCAUUGGCCUGCUAAACCCAGCAUUGUGAGUUCAAUCAUUGAGGGGGCUACUUAGGGAUCUGGGGCAAAAUCAGUACUUGGUCCUGCUAGUUAAGGCAGGGGGCUGGACUUGAUGACCUUUCAGGGUCCCUUCCAGUUCUAUGGGAUAGGUAUAUCUCCAUAUAUUAUAUUAUUAUUUACCAUGGGCAAAAUAAUACAAUGAUAUAAUGAUUUAACAAUGGUUUCAUUGCAGGGACACAAGUGUUUUUCUUUGUAUCGUGGAGGUUUGGGGGAUUUUGGUGGUGCAAUUACCAUAAUAUAGCAAAUCAUUGAAGCAUGUGAAUAGUCCCAGCAAAGAUAAAAUGAAGGCAGGUGCUUAAUUAUACCUUGCUGAAUUGGAGUCCUAGAGAGCUUAUUGGUUUAAUGAUGACUUUGACUGCAGUACCAAACAGAAUGGAUUCUGGCUUAGGACGCCAAGUUUCUCAUCUAGCCUCCAAAUACCUCACUCCUUUGAUUUGUGCUGCUUUCUGUUUUGCUGAUUUGUGUCGAGAGGAAACACAAUUCAGUGGGCCAGAGCCUUCCCUCCUUUACUGAAGUCCGUGCUGUUGCACUGAGAUAAAGAUUUGGCCCAUGUUGUCCUGGGGAUAGAUCUCAUUUACACUAAAUAACAUUCAGGCUCAAUAUUGCCCUGAGGAACACACACACAACUCCUGCUGAAGUCCACUGAAGUCAUAUGAGCAACUUGAGGGCAAAGCUGAGUCCCUCCUCCAGUCCCCAAUGCAAUGAAAUCCUCUCUGAGCGAAGUCAUUUUCUUCCCCACAGAAUAACUUCACUGCGACGUCCUUGUUAUUGUCAGUAGUGUAUGCACUAUCUGGUAACAGUGCUUCUCUCUUACCCUCACCUUUCCCCAAACAGUGAGGUGAGAGAGUUUUUAUUGCAUGUUCAUGUGGAGGGGGCUUAUACGAAAUUGCCAAACCUAAGAUUUAUUUGUACCGUUAUUGUUGACUUGUGGAAAGGCCAAAAAUUGCACUUUGGAAUCUCUCUAGAUGAAAGGGUAGGAAUCAAUGUUGUUGUUGAUAAAAUAACUGACUCUCAGGAGUGGGAGGCAGCGGGGUCUAUCUUUUAGAGGACAGGAAAUCAGGAAUCCUUUGAGUUCUGUUCCUGCCUCUGCCUCUUGCAGUGUUAACUUGGGCCAAGUCAUUUACCCCCUCAGUGCCUCUGUUUCCCCAUCUGUAAAAUGGGGUGAUGACAUUUUGUCAAGUGCAGAAGAUGUCAGCUUACACACUCUCCUCACUCAGACCUACAACCGGGUGUCAACAGGUGCACCUAAGGUGGGGGACCCCCGGUCCUGUACCCAGUCUGUGCCCUCUUGGGCAGUGAAGCAUCACCAGAUUUGAUAGGUGUCUCCCGCCCCCCCCCCCCACAUACCCCUUUACGUUCAAGGAGCACUAGCAUAACAUCCGGCCUGGGUCCUACUUGGGUGCCCUGGGGCUAGUGGGGGAACAGGUUCUUUUCUUUCAGUGCACCAAGGCAACAAACAGUUCCCCCCCUUUCUUUUAACAACAGUUUCUGCACGUUUCUGACACUUUUUUGUUUCAACAAAGUUUGUCCUGGUUUGACCAAAGUCUGUAGGUCACGCUGAU